This is a messenger RNA of Thlaspi arvense, 1170 nucleotides long. The record is from the annotation of a GenBank genome assembly. NCBI's taxonomy places the organism in Eukaryota, Viridiplantae, Streptophyta, Magnoliopsida, Brassicales, Brassicaceae.
AUAGAAACGAAAAGCUUAUAAGCAAAUCAACAAAACUUUUAUUUUAAGAAACAAAAACCAACAAAACUUCCCCAACUUCUCUUCCUAAAGCAGGCUAAGUACCAAAAUGUCAGAUUCAAUUCACCGGAGAAAAAUAAUGUCAUCGGAUCCAAGCCGAGGCCGGAGCUCCAGGACCAGACGUACGGCGAAGCACAAAGUCUCCCGUCGUAUUCACAGUAAGAUUCGUUCAAAGUCUAGUAAAAUCCUCUAUCGAAGUUUCUCGGAGCCGAAUCUCUACCAAAUCAUCGCUUUUGAAGAUGAUGAUCGGCGUUGCUCUUCGCCGAUGAUAGAUCUCCCGGCUGAAACACCUGAGCAGAUCGUUUAUCUGUCUAAGAUCCGUUCGGAGGUUUUCGCUUCAGCUCCGUCGUUGUCUGGAUUCUCUUCGCCGUGUUCUUCUUCUUCUUCUUCUCCGAUUAACCAACAGGUUAACAAGAGAGAAGCAGCAAAAGUUGUGAUCAAUGUAUCAGUAGAAGGAAGUCCAGGACCGGUAAGGACUUUGGUUAGACUGAGUUGGAAUGUUGAAGAAACGAUCAAGAUGGUCGUGGACAAGUAUCGUAAAGAAGGACGAACACCGAAACUCGAUAAAGAUCUUGCCUUUGAGCUGCAUCAAUCUCAUUUCAGCAUCCAAUGUUUGGAGAAAACCGAUGUAAUUGGUGAAAUAGGUAGUAGAAGCUUCUACAUGAGAAAGAAAGAACCUGAAAACAAGAUUACGAUGAGAAGAAAUCUCCCGUCAUCGAAUUUGAUCGAAUCGUUCAUAGCGCAGAAGAUUGGGAGAAUUGUGAGGAGGACGAGGAAGAUAUGGAACAUUUUAGUAUGUGCUCAGUGAACAACAAAACCGGUUUGAAGUAUUAACAGAUUGUAUUGUUCUAGUUAUGUUUUACGGUUUGAGCGGCACAUAAUAUUUACUUGUGUUAGCUCUACAAUUGGUUAACUUCUUUGUUGUAUAUAUUUACUUUUUAACUUACAACAUAGAUAUAUUUACCUAUAUGCUAUAGGUAUAUAUAUAUAUAUACAUAUUUGUCAAUGUACUCUACUUCGAUUCGAGUUUCUUUCAUUUUUUAAAUAUGAAAUCCGAAUUGUAACUCAAUUAUAAACAUGUGAUUGUGAUAAUUUUGUUGGUUGGGUUUAUUA